This is a messenger RNA of Pocillopora verrucosa, 2393 nucleotides long. RefSeq names its product mediator of RNA polymerase II transcription subunit 15. Lineage: Eukaryota; Metazoa; Cnidaria; Anthozoa; Scleractinia; Pocilloporidae. The record is from RefSeq and is a predicted model, not a curated record.
AGCAAUAAAAAAUUAAGCAAAAUUUCCUUGAGGCGUCAAUUGUUAUGAAAACUUGAGUAGGAUGUCCGAAACGAUUCAAUUAACCUAUAAACAAUAUAAGGUGAGAACAGUUUAACUAGUUGACCUGCAAGAAAUGUGCUUACAUCUGUUGAAAAGCCGUUAACAAAGGCUGAAAAGCUACUUCAAUGAUUAGUCUAACAGCCUUUGUCUUCAAGAACGCCAGUUGAAACAGAUGUCUUCUUAAUUCAAUCAAGGGCAAUGCUUUUACUUCUGAAGUUCGCAUGCGUUCUUUCAGUUGUUAUUCUGUACAUGCCUCUGCUGUUCGUUUGCAAGUCAGUGUCCACGACCGUGAAUAAAAAGCCAAACUCGCGAAGAACAAACGGCUAUGUGGAAUUUUGCUUUGAUACUGAGCCAGAACGUUGCAAGAAUUUCAAAUUUUACUGCCUAACGCGAUCUCAGUUCAUGAGCCAAAAUUGCAAGCUAACCUGCCAGAUGUGUCAUCCAGGUGAUCCUGUGUUCGAUUUAUCAAGUAAAUGUGCUGUAGAGCUGGAUAAGCGCCAGGAGGAACUUUGUAUACUAAACGAAUGGACUACAGUCUGUCCACAUACAUGCAAAGAGUACAUCUGCGCUGACAAGGAGCAAGAUUGUGCAAGUUUAGCGAGUCGCAAUGGCUGCCUUUUACAACAUGCGUACAUGACAGAGAAAUGUAUGCUGUCAUGUGCCAUGUGCACUCCAGGUAAUACUGUGAUGGACACAACCAGUGAGUGCAACCCUAAACAAGAUCUUUGUCGAACUGACUGGGAAUGGAGAAGUAUUUGUCCACAUACAUGUAAAAGCUAUAUUCAAAGUCAACCACAAGGAGCUAAUACUAACCAACAAGUAUCAGUACAAGCCGUGCAACCCCAGGUGCAGUCAGGCGGGGCAGUGCAACCUCAGCAACCAGUUGUUAAUUAUCCCGCACUACCAACUGUUCAACAGCUCCCGACAGCUGCUCAAACGCAGCUACAGCAAACAGGCGGGGCAGUGCAACCUCAGCAACCAGUUGCUAAUUAUCCCGCACUACCAACUAUUCAACAGCUCCCGACAGCUGCUCAAACGCAGCUACAGCAAACAGCGCAAUUGCAGCCGCAAGCCCAGCACCCUGGCCUGGUCAUUCAGCCACAAUUAAAUUCUGCUCUUCAAGCUGGUCAGGUGGGCUCCGUGGUGCAGCCUGGUACCAUGCAGCCACAAACACCUGUCGCCGCCGCUCAGCAGAUAAACCCAGGUAUACGAACCAAUCAAAUACAAACAGAGACUCAAAUACCUCCUCCGAUAAACCAAGAAGUGCAACCUGGACAAGUGCAACCUCAAGUUCAACAAACACUUCCUCAAGUGAACCCUGCAGCACAGACUUCCCAAAAUUAUCCUCAAGUGCAACAAGUGCAACAGGCAGCCCCCCAAGUGAAUCCAGCUAUUCAACCGCAGGCCCUUGCUGUGCAACAACAAGCUCAGCAACCUUACACUCUACCAGGUGUAUCUCAGUACCCUAAUCAGGCACAAGUUAACACGGGUCAGACCCAUCAACCAUUCUUACAACAGCCUCAGCCCGGAACAGUUCGAGGACCAACAGAACGAGAGAAGGGACCUGAGAAGUCAAAGUCUGCCAAAGUAACUCCUGCGGAGGAGACAAGCCAAAUGGGAAAAAUGGCCAAAAAGAAAGAGAAUAAGAAAAAUGUUUCUGCCAAAAAGACUCCUGAAGAGGAGGCAGGCAAAGAGGAUAAAAUGGUCAAAAAGAAAGGGAAUAAGAAGCAUGAUUCUGCCAAAGGGACUGCUGCUAACGAUAAAUUGAAAGUGGAUAAAAUGGCCGAAAUGGAAGAUAAGGAGAAAAGUGAUUCUGCCAAGGAAACGGCUGUAGAAGAGAGAGAGAAACUUGAUAAAAUGGCCAAAAUGGAAGAUAAUAAAAAAGAUGAUUCUACCAAAUGGACUGCUACAGAGGAGAGAGGGAAUGUGGAUAAAAUGGCGAACAAGAACGAAAAAAAAAAGAAAGAUGAUUCCCAAAAAGAGUUGAACGUUAAUCUUGGAGGUGAAGCAAAGAACAAAAACCACAAGAAGACAAGGGAAUAUGAAGAUAGAGCUCAAGUAAAGGAGAGCAUCUAAUGAGCCACAAUGGGAAACCAAAACAGUAUCAACAAGACUGAAGUGAGGCUGACUUACAACACAGGGUAGAAACUAAGCCAGGGAACCGAUGAAGCCGAAGUCAAAGUUUCUUGUUAGAAAACAUUCGAUUCAUGUUUACAAUUUUGUCCAGCCGGCUGGAGAUGACAAACAUAUUACAGUCCUAUGAAAACUUAUUUGACUAAUGGAGCAUGUUUAGUUUUUUUAGAAAUUUUAGUCCGUAUUUGUAGGUGUGUUGA